Messenger RNA from Anopheles maculipalpis, 1316 nucleotides. It is a transcript of the gene TTLL1B, whose product is annotated as polyglutamylase complex subunit TTLL1. Bases 1 to 1311 code for a protein of 436 amino acids. The transcript is spliced from 5 exons. Gene Ontology annotation, cellular component: cilium. The record is from RefSeq and is a predicted model, not a curated record. Gene Ontology annotation, molecular function: tubulin-glutamic acid ligase activity; tubulin binding. NCBI's taxonomy places the organism in Eukaryota, Metazoa, Arthropoda, Insecta, Diptera, Culicidae. Gene Ontology annotation, biological process: microtubule cytoskeleton organization; protein polyglutamylation.
AUGUCGAUGGAACCGAAAAGGGUAUCAACGAACCUUGCCACCAUGUAUGGUAGGCUUGCCACAGGUCACGAACGGAUGAAAAUUUGCUUCUGCACCGAUCUGGACAAAUCGGUGCUGAUCAGCAACUUUGAGAAGCGUGGCUGGGUGCAGGUGACGGCUGAUGACGACUGGAACUUCUACUGGGCCGGUACGGGCACUUGUCGAAACAUUUUCAGCGUUGACAGUGGAUACCGGAUGCACGAUAACCAGCUCAUCAACCACUUCCCGAACCAUUACGAACUGUCGCGCAAAGAUUUGUUGGUAAAGAACAUCAAACGCUACCGGAAGGACCUCGAGCGGGAUGGGAACCCGUUGGCGGAAAAGACGGAAGCAAACAUUCCUGGAGGUUCCAAGUAUUUGUACCUCGACUUCAUACCGAUCACGUUCGUGCUGCCGGCCGAUUACAACAUGUUCGUGGAGGAAUAUCGCAAAAAUCCGCAAAGCACGUGGAUCAUGAAACCGUGCGGUAAGUCUCAGGGUGCAGGCAUUUUCCUCAUCAACAAGCUGUCCAAGCUGAAGCGCUGGUCCCGAGAGGCGAAAACAUCCUUCCAUCCGCAAAUUGGCAAAGAGAGCUACGUCAUUUCAAGAUACAUCGAAAAUCCCCUGCUGAUUGGAGGCAAAAAAUUCGACCUUCGAUUGUACGUUCUGGUGACUUCGUUUCGCCCACUGAAAGCGUACCUGUUUCGGCUUGGGUUUUGCCGCUUUUGUACGGUAAAGUACGACACAAGCGUUACGGAGUUGGACAACAUGUACGUCCAUCUUACAAAUGUUAGCGUGCAGAAGCAUGGUGGUGAAUACAACAAUCAUCAUGGCGGCAAGUGGAGUGUGCAAAAUCUACGCCUGUACCUCGAGGGCACACGUGGGAAGGAAGUAACGGAUAAGUUGUUUGGGUCCAUCACUUGGCUUAUAGUACACUCGUUAAAAGCAGUCUCAAGUGUUAUGGCCAGUGAUAGGCACUGCUUCGAAUGCUACGGUUACGAUAUCAUUAUAGAUAAUACAUUGAAACCGUGGCUGGUCGAAGUGAAUGCUUCGCCGUCACUAACUUCAACAACGGCCAACGAUCGAAUCCUUAAGUACAAGCUGAUAGACAACAUUCUAAACAUUGUGCUGCCACCCGACGGAGUACCAGACGUGCGAUGGAAUAAAAUUCCAAGCCCGGAUAUGUUGGGAAAUUUUGACCUGCUGAUAGAUGAAGAAAUAGCAGCACAGGACGAUAACAUACAAAAUAGCAACAAUGGAAAACAUCGCUCAAACAGCAAUCGAUGGAAAUAGCAGUU